Molecule: messenger RNA, 414 nt
Organism: Venturia canescens
Lineage: Eukaryota; Metazoa; Arthropoda; Insecta; Hymenoptera; Ichneumonidae
Gene: RpS21
Product: ribosomal protein S21
Exons: 4
Coding region: 115-366 (83 amino acids)
Biological process (GO): endonucleolytic cleavage in ITS1 to separate SSU-rRNA from 5.8S rRNA and LSU-rRNA from tricistronic rRNA transcript (SSU-rRNA, 5.8S rRNA, LSU-rRNA); endonucleolytic cleavage to generate mature 3'-end of SSU-rRNA from (SSU-rRNA, 5.8S rRNA, LSU-rRNA); translation
Cellular component (GO): ribosome; cytosolic small ribosomal subunit
Molecular function (GO): structural constituent of ribosome
Source: RefSeq, a predicted model, not a curated record
GUUUCCGCUAACGAUUAAUCGAAAACUCGCUCACUUCCGGUUGAACGCGCCGCACCAGCCUCUUUCCUGUUCCGAAUCUUUCUCGAGAUUUCUGUUGAACAUUAUCCAUAAACCAUGGAAAACGAAGCCGGAGAAUUCGUCGAUCUUUACUGGCCGCGUAAAUGCUCGUCGAGCAAUCGCAUUAUCCAUGCCAAGGAUCAUGCAUCAAUUCAGUUGACUCUUGCCGAUGUUGACCCAGCCACCGGAAGAAUGACAGACACCCACAAAAUGUAUGCCAUUUGCGGUGCUAUUCGUCGCAUGGGUGAAUCCGACGACUGCAUUGUGCGUCUUGGCAAGAAAGACAAUAUUCUGGCAAAGAAUUAUUAAUUUUUAUCUUGUAAAAUAUUACAAUAAAAUUUCCAUAAGGAAAAAUAA